GAGAUAUGAUACGUGCGAUGGCGAUGUGUGAAUUCUAUCGUUUUAUGAUAUUUUCUGAGUUUCAAUAAUAAUUACGGGUAAAUAUAACAGAUGUGAAUGGUUAACAAACUAGCAGUAGUGUCUGUAUGCGAAAUAAUCACUGGGCGAAGAGGGGUUUGUGUUCCUGAGCGUAUUUAGAUUGACAACGCGAGGUGAUGGACGAUAACUCAGAGGCGCACAUGGACACCGGCGUGUCGUCCACUACUGAGGACAUCCAGGAGGUGCAGGAAGUAACCGGCUCGCAUCGCAAUGUCGAGACCGUCAUCACGGUGGAGUCCGUCAAGGAAGAAGACAUGAAUCCUAACAGAAACAGGCCAGUAUAUGAAGCCAAAAGUACUGACAAGGGUGUCUCCAACCAACCUGUGCCUAAUACCUCACAUCCAGAGGUCACAAUCAGAAGGAUAACUAUAAAAUCUCCGCUUAAAGAUGUAAAGAUAACAAAGACCAUUCAAAAGUCUCCUCUAAAGUCUGAGGACAUUCAGACUCCACCUGUAAAGGUUGCAAGUAAAGAUGCAUCAUCAAAUAAAACUUCACAACCUGUUACUGAGAAACCCGAGAAUCCUGUGGAUUCUACAAGCAAAACAGAAACUGACAAAUCCCCAAGCAAGCACAGUGAUAAAAAUACUCAAAAUAAUUCUGUUAAUAGUUCUGAAGUACAAAAACUUGUGCAGAACUCUCCAAUUAAAGAUCCUCAGUUACAGGAAUCUACAUUAACAAAGAAAACUGAAGCUAAACAAUCUCCAGUAAAAGAUCAACAGGUUCCCCCUAAGGAGCAGGUUGCCAAUGUGAUUGUGCUCAAGGAACAACCAACUAAAUCCUCUUCUGUGAAGGAACAAGUUGCUAAGACCUCACCUUCCAAGGAGCAGCCAAGUAAAUCCAUUCCAGUAAAAGAAUCUCCAUCGAAAACAAAUUUACCUAAAGAGCUACCAAAUAAGACAAUUACAAUCAAGGAACUACCAUCGAAAGUCACUCCAGCUAAAGAAAUUCUGACUAAACCCACUGUAAUCAAGGAGCAGAUGGUUAAAACACCGACUACUAAAGAAUCACCACCUAAAAUACAAAGUACACCAUUAGAUGCAGAAAAACCCAUAGAUAAUAGCAUUAAAAUGGAGGACACUCUUUUACAAGGCAACAAAAGUAAAACAAUCUCCUUAAUUGAAGAAGCUUCAAAUGACUCACAAGUAGAAACUAGUUCUGAUGUAUCUGAGAAGGAACACAAGAACAUCAGUAGAGAAUUGAGGUCUCUCAUCAACUCUGCUAAAGAAUCUAAAAUUAUCAGUGAGUGUACACAGCUUACAAGUAAGACUAGGAAGUCUAGGACCCCAUUAGACACUUCUAACACAAGUUUAAAUGCAUCUGUAGAAGCUGAUAAAAUACAGGGAGUAAGACGAGGUAGUGACAACUCCCAGAAAAGUAACAGCAGUGAAAAAUCUGACAAGACUGUGGCGAAGAGGUCUAUGCGGUCCCAGAACCCGGAGUUUGUGUCUAAAGUGAAGAGUUUCCUGAAUUCUGUCUCUGGUAAAGUACAAAAGGUGGAAAAUCAGACUGGAGGGGAGCUAUCAGAUGCUGAAGCUGACAGUAAUUUAAAGGAUACAGAGAAAGAACUGGCACCCAGUAGUGCUAAGAAAAGGAAGACUGACAUAGAAAAUGAAGAUGUGGCAGACAAAGAUAAGAAGCUACGAAUAGAUCCAUACUGCUGGCGGUGUCACUGGGCAGUGGAACCAUCAGGCAACGAAAAGGUGCACCCUCCUUUGCAGUGCUCAGUGUGUCCACGUUCGUUCCAUUAUAAAUGCCUCUCAGGCUCAGAACGGAACAGAAUACAUUCAGAAAAGAAUUGGGUAUGCCCUGAGUGCAUGAUGAUACUGCAGGCAGAAAGCUCGGAGACUAGAUCGCCGGCCAUGAAAAAGAUAUCCCUUGGGAUGCUGUGCGACCUGCUCCGACACGCACUAGACCGGAUGAUGGAAGUCAAUGGGGUGGAGCCAUUCGUGCACCCAGUGGACCGGACCUCCUUCCCGGACUACGACAAGUACGUGGUCCACCCUAUGGACCUCACACAAAUGAGGGCCCAGAUCAACGAGGGCCUCUACGGCAGUACGGAGGCGUUCGUCGCCGACGCGCAGUGGAUCCUGCACAACAGCAUCAUAUUCAACACAUGUGAGAAUUUGCAAGCGAAGUUGACUGGCGGGGCGCGCGCUCUGGUGAGGUCAUGUCGCGCGGAGAUGGGCGAGAUCGAGGCGUGUCCCGAGUGCUACGCCGCCGCGCAUGCGCGCCGCCCCACCUGGUUCACCGACGUGUGUUCCACACCACACGUCCUGCUCUGGGCGAAACUCAAAGGGUUCCCCUACUGGCCAGCCAAGGGCAUGUCCGUGGGCAGCGCGGGGCUGGUGGACGUGCGGUUCUUCGGAGCGCACGACCGCGCCUGGGUGCCCGCCAGAGAUUGCUUUCUCUACUCCGAGAAGGACCCCAACAACUUCCGCAGCAAACGCCAGGAUAUCUUAGAUAGCAUGCAGGAAGCCGAACAACACAUCCGUAACAUAUCCCGCAAGUACGGGAAGUUCGUGUAUCCACCGUUCAAAACACAAUUCGAUCCAACAAAGUUAAAUGAACAACUCAAAAUGAUGAUACCAUCAUUUGAGGGCGAAGUGAGAUCUCCAGUGAAGGACAAGCCUGGGAACUCACCGAGCAUGGACAAAAACAAGAGCAGGUCCAACUCUAAAAGCUCUAAGGAAUCUGGUAACGAUGGGCAAACAAGCGAGGGUGAAGAUCAAGUGCCGUCUCGUAAGAUGGCGGACGGUGCCGUCAUUGCCCGUGAAGAGGAUGACUUCUCACUCGACAAGAGCAAGGACAAAGCAAUGGAAGUAGAUACACCUCAAAGUAAAGAAAAUGAGACGUCGAGAAAGCGACGGCGCUCGGAAUUAGAAGAAGCUGUAAUCACCAUAAUAGAUAGCACCAGAGAAAAACGAAAACGGCUUGAAAGGCAAACAGACGAGAAGAAAAAAGAAAGAGAUUCUAAAGAUGAGAAACAAAAAUUAUCAAUUAAAGAAGAAGCUAAAUCAAAAGAACCCACGGCAAUAUCGGUGGAGAGUCAACCGUCCACCAGCGUGGCCGAAAAGAAAAGUAGUCCUAAAGUAACGCCAAUAAGGGUUAUAUCGAUAGCGAAAGUAAUGAGAAAUGCUAAAAUAAGCCCCAAACCCAACCUAGUCAAAGACGAUGAGAAGCCGCCGUCGAAACAGAAAGCUAAUAAAGUAGAGAAAUCCGUUUCCACCGAAAAGGAGAAAGGCACACGGCACGAAGAUAAGAAAUCUCAGAAGCGUAGAAAUUCUAAAAAUAAAUCCUUGAAUAGCAGUAAUGUAGGAAAGACUGAUAAGGUUGCGGAGAAAAAGGCCGAUAAAACCAAUGAAACACCUAGCAAAGACAAGGCAAAAGAAACUAGCACUGCAAGUAAAAGCAGUGAGCCUGAUGCAGACAAAUCAAACACUAGCAGCUUAGACAGUAGCAAAAGUUCGAAGGACCGGCAAAAAUUUGACGAUAACACAAGCUUAGCAGUGAUCGCGAGAGGAGCAGCCAACAACGGAAGCAGCGGGGCAGGUCUACCUACUAUCAGCAGUGUUCGAAGUCUCUCAGCGACAGCGCAGAGCAGUCCAAAUGCAGCAAAAUCAACAGAAACAGUUGUAGAAGCGACGUCCGACUCAAGUAUUUUCACACCUACUAGUACCGAUAACGUAAGGAAUAUGAAGGAAGCGGUAAACAAACUGCAGAAGUUGAAGGGAGGGAACGAGGUGUCCGUCGGGAGGGUCGGCGUGAGAGCGUUCGCGAGGAUGACGUCACCGCCCGAGAAGGAAUUGAGGGAGAACAACGACGUGGAGGUGGAGAUCAAGGCCGAGCCGAUCGACUACGAGGACACGGAGCGACAGAUGCAGGAGAAGAUGGAUCUGAUGAACGCGUUCAAGCUGAGGCCGGUGAAUCCGCCGGCGGGAAAUGUUAAUCUACGGGAAGUAAGGAUAAACAAGGUGGUGGUGACGCCGAUGGCGCGGAACCAGAAAGCGGCGCCGCAGCCGCCAGCGGUGCGGCCGCGGGCCAAGAAGACGUUCCCGCAGCCGAAGAAGCCGGAGGAGGGCCGCUCGGAGCUGACGAGCAAGAACUCCAUGGUGUACAUCCCCAUCCAGCCGCCCGCCACGCAGGCGCCGCCGCGCGCCGCCCGCCCCGCCGCCGCGCCCGCCGCGUCUGCCGCGCCUGCCGCCAAGGCCGCCAGCCACACGCCGCUCACUAACACCAGCACAGCGAACGCGACAAGCUCCAGCAACACGGCGCUGGUCCCGUCGGCGUCGUUCCCGUCGAGCGCGGGGGGGCCGAUAGGGCCGUCAGGAGCGACGGGCCAGGGCGUCCAGGGCGUGCCCACCACCGUGCACACCAUGCCACUCAUCACCUCCGUCAACGGACAGUGGACGUUCAGUCUGCAGCCUGUGCUCUCUGUUGGCGGCGUAGAUGGCGCGCCGUCUCCACCCAUGGUGAAUGGACUAGCCGACCGAUCGCCGAUUCUGCCAAUAGCUGGGUCCAAUACCAGCCAGCUUGUCCCUGUGCCUGUGUCCGCAGCAAGUGGAGGACAUACACCGCAUAGAGCAAGUAGUGAGACCAGCACGCCGAGAGAGCCGCCGCGCCUGCAGCAGCGGCCGGCGCUGGUGCACCCGCUGGACCCGGCCGCGCCGCUGGGCAAUGUGCCCGCGCCCUCCACCGUGGGCCCGCUCACUGCCAAACUCAACCAGAACGCCGUCAAAAUAGCAGAUUUCUUCCGAACGCUGUUAGAAGACUCGCUGGAGAAGCUGGACGAGCCGGCCGCACACCUGACAGCGCUCAAGAUGAAGCUGGAGCAGGUCAAGUGGCAGCACCAGCAGGAGAUCAACGAGAUCAAACACAACCACGAGCUGGAAACAGCGGAGAUGCGGUCGUCGUUUGAGAAGGAGAAGCUGCGACUAGUGGCCGAGAUCCGACGACAGUCGCAGCUCGAAUUGGACGCCGCUGUCAAAUUCGCCAAGACCAAGCAGUGGUGCGCGAACUGCAGCCAAGAAGCGCAGUUCUACUGCUGUUGGAACACGUCGUACUGCGACUACCCGUGCCAGCGCGCGCACUGGGCGCAGCACUACGCCGUGUGCACGCAGCAACGCAGCGACGACGGAGACGACGCGCGGCUGCAGCCGCCGCCUGAUAGCCUGCCUAAAACCACGGCUGCGCCGAACCUGACAGCGGGCAAGUUGGCACCGUCGAGAAUUUACACGCAAGAGCAGACCACACAGAAGCCUUCCAUUAUUGUGAGCAUGGUGGAAGACAACACUGGCAGCCAGGCGAUCAAGUGCGUCGGCUCGUUCAAACCGCCGGCGGGGUCGACGCAGAUCUCACCACUCAUCCUCAACAAGCAGUGUUCACCUCUGCAGAUCAUGAACAGCGAGGAGGCCAAGAAGGUGAUGACGUCAGGCGGGUACCUAAUCGUGGGCGCGACAAACGCGGCCGGCGCCACGAGCAUCACGCCGGCGCGCCGCGCCCCCGCCGUGCAGUACAUCUCCUGAGACCGGCAGCCGCACGACGACACCCAACUCAAACUGCUGCUCAACGGGUAAACAAAACCCGCAAAUUGUGAAAAGUAACCGCUGGUUGUGUGCCAUCAAUCAAAGUAGGAAGUGGACACGAUCGGCGCUCAUUUCCGUGUUGUAUAAAGUAUCGGGAAAAUAGUGAAAUGCUAGCGAAUACGCUUUUUUGUCAAAACAAACGUUUUGACGAACGUAAAACCGCAAUGUAGUACAGGCGUGUUCAUAUUUAGUGAUAAUUUACUAUGAACGGACUAGUCACCAGCUAGAUUUCUGUUUCAAUGUUGAUGUCUAAUGAUGAAUAAUUUUUCGUUUGAGUGUUGUUGACAUUGGCAGUCUGAAAGUAGAGAAACGACCGCUUGGCGUGGUCACGCAUUGUUGAUAAUAGUUUGUGAUGUUAAAUCUUUCAAACAUAUGGCUUACACUUAUUCAGCCUGAAGUUUUCAAUACAGUUAUCACAAUGCAUAAGCGAUAAUGGCCCCGACUCCUGCAGACACUUCUUAAUUUUAUUUUAAGUUAUAUCCGUCAUUUUCUUAUCCACCGAAAAGGAAAGGGACGGAUGAUUGUUAACAAGUUAAUUUUAAAACGAAUAAAUUACCCGGGCGAAGGCGAAUAAAAUAGGCAUCUCGCUGGUAUGCUAUCCGUUUGACGUGCUGUCUACUUUGUCGGGUUAUUGGCCGAUGUAAAUUUUUUAUACGGUUGUUUUAGAUUUCUGCUUAAAAUUGACGUGUGUUCCAUAAAUUUUAUGCCUGUCGAUUACCCGUCCCUUUCUUUUUCAGCGGAUAAGAAAAUGACAGGUAUAACUUAAAGUAAAAUUAGAUGGCGUCUGCAGGAAUUAGCACCAAUAUGAAUACAUUUAGUCCUGUUUUUGGCAAUGCCUUCUAUAACCGAUACCAUAAAACUGUAAUUACUGUCGAUAACUCCAAGCAAUAACCCUGACACCAGGGUUCGUGAGGUUGGUCAUCGACCUUACAAGCCACACGGAAGGAGAUUCUAAGCAGUUGUAAGUCUGUCCGUCAUAAUAAUUACAAUGAAAUGAAUUGUGUUUGUGAUGGUAAUACUUAGUUUGUCUGUAAAUAUUAAAUUAAUUAGCAAGUAAUUUUACUUAACCCUUGUAUACUUUAAAUAUUUGAAUGUCUGAGGAUUGGCUGUUCUUAGUAGGUUGCUGUGGUUGCGGACAGUUAGUGUAAGGGUGUUUACACACUACUCCAAUUCAUAUCCGGUCCGAGUAGAAUGGCUGUAGAACUAUUUGUAUGGUAGUUUGCGCACUACAUCUAUCAGAUAUCUCAUAGUAAUUUUCUACUGCCUGUCUUUCUUGGACUCGGGUCGGAGAAUUUCGUUGCUAUUUGACCCUACACGUUGCCAUAUUCAGAGUGCGUCUCCUGAAAAUAUAGACAAGUCUGACAUUUAACGAGUUGAUAACACCGCUUGUAUAUCGAUAGAGGGUUCGCAACUCAUGUAAGCUACGGGAUACGUAGAGACUAAAGUAUAUGUAUGUAUAUAUUCAUACGCCGUUCAUGAUAAUCACUAGCUAUUAAUCGUGACUGUUCAUUAUUACAUUUUCCAUAAGUUUAAUAAUAUUCGCAAUUUGUUUAUGGUAAAGCUAGUGAGUAGAUAUUUUGGUUUAUCCAAGUGUACCAUUGGUAUGUGAUUUUACGUAUUAUUUUAAAUAAUUUUAAGACUGCUAUUUUAAGUUACUCAAGAUGUAUGUAUUUUAGUUAAAAAAUAAUAUUCUUUUUUCUUUAUUAAGACAGAACGAACGCGAUCUGCAGCAUGAAUGAAAUUAUAUAAUCGUGGUUAUGUUUUUGUUUCAUCCAAUUUUUGUUAUUUAAGCUAUUUGUUUGUUAAACUUACAUAAUGGAGGUAUGUCUUUGAAUAGACGAUGAAGAAACCACGAUAUUAUGUCUUGAAAACUAUUUUUCAUUGUAAGAAAGAAAUUGGACUUUCACUAUCGAUUGUGCAAAGUUGCGCUGUAUGGUUUUGUACAUAGUGUCUAUUUUUAUCAGUACAGUUAAAAGCUUCUAGUACAAUAAGGUACGGAAUUUAGUUUCAUUAAAUAAAUGGUCGGAGUCAAACCAUAACAAA
Molecule: messenger RNA, 7703 nt
Organism: Pectinophora gossypiella (pink bollworm)
Lineage: Eukaryota; Metazoa; Arthropoda; Insecta; Lepidoptera; Gelechiidae
Product: protein kinase C-binding protein 1-like
Exons: 20
Coding region: 195-5600 (1801 amino acids)
Molecular function (GO): protein binding
Source: RefSeq, a predicted model, not a curated record